AUUCUAACUAAUUCAAUAAUUAAAAUUUUAGUAAAUAGUAAAAGAAAUAUAAAGAUAUUAAAAAGAUAAUAUGAAAAAUGUUUGGGUUGCGAUUACAUCUGUGCUAGUCUGUACUGUAGUCUUUUUCACAAGUUUAUUAUUUUAUCGCACUAACCUUAAAUACUACAAUGAUGUGAAAAGAUCUUUUACAGAAAAUGAAGAAGAAAACGAAAUGGAAUCUAAGUUAAUUUCUUCGAAGCAAGAUAAAUGUCCAUAUUCGUUUGGGUUUAUUGAAGAGCUGAUUGAAAUAGAUCACAUGGAAAAAAGACGGCUUUUACCUGAACACCGAAAGCAAAACUUUUCAGGGGGAUUAGUUAACCAAGAUAUGAUGUGUUUAGAUACAAUGGAUGCAUCAGAAAAUAUGUUUAUAGGCAUGUAUGAAUGUCAUGGCAAUGGUAGAAAUCAGGCUAUUACUUUUACAACAGAUGGUUUAAUUGAAGCAGCAGCGUCAAAACCACUGUGUUUAUCCAUCAAAAAUAUGAUUUCUGUACAGGUUGUCCUUAAAAGAUGUGAUAAAAAUGACGGUACACAGAUAUGGACAACAGACAGUACUCUAGGUCAUGUGAUACCUAACAUAAAAAGAGAUUACUGUCUAACAACAUCAUAUCAAAACGAGAUAAAUGUGGAUAUUCAACCUUGCAAAACGGAUAACAGCGGGCAGAGAUGGCAGUUAAUUAUGAAUGAAGUGCUACUCCUUUUACAAGAGGAAAUUUUAAAUGAUACCUUUAUGUUAAAAAAGAAAAGAAAGCAAACAGAAAAACUGAUUCUUCAUCAACGACUUGUGUCAGAGGAUGAAAGUUUGAUAUUGUAAUGUUUUGCUAAAUGAUUAUUUUUAUAA
This is a messenger RNA of Hydra vulgaris (swiftwater hydra), 877 nucleotides long. RefSeq names its product polypeptide N-acetylgalactosaminyltransferase 2. Gene Ontology annotation, molecular function: polypeptide N-acetylgalactosaminyltransferase activity. Lineage: Eukaryota; Metazoa; Cnidaria; Hydrozoa; Anthoathecata; Hydridae. Gene Ontology annotation, cellular component: Golgi apparatus. The record is from RefSeq and is a predicted model, not a curated record. Gene Ontology annotation, biological process: protein O-linked glycosylation.